GAAUAUUGGUGAUAACAUUUUACCAAACACAUCAUAUGAUAUUGAAGUACUUAAAAAAGAGCUUAAAGAUGAAAUUGAAUCAAGAAAACUGUUGGAGGAAAUGUUAGAAGUCUCUAAAAACAAAGAAAAUGAAUUAUUUAUGAAUCAAUAACUCGUUUCGAACAUCAUUUUCUUGGUGACUUUAACGCUAGUCCAUACUAUUUAUUAACAUAAAAUGAACCCAAUAUCGCCCAAAACUCAAGUAAUGACUAGAUCUGCUUCUUCAAAUUCAUCGAAAAAUCAUAAAACUCUCUCUACGCCCGUAACAUCUGAAGAAAUAUUAAAAGCCAUUGCUGAUUUAAAAUCUAUUCAAAGUGAUACUUUGACACAAUGUAAAGCAAACGCAAAAAAUCUAGAUACACUCAUAUCACAAAUUUCUGAACUAAAAUCUGAAAAUAUAACUUUAAAAAAUGAUAUUUCUGCCCUUAACACAAGAAUUGCAAAUCUUGAGAAAAAUAACCCUGGCUCUUCUCAUGACUCAGUAUCUCAAUUAAUGUUCGAAUUAUCUGAGCGUGAAAAAUGUAGCUCAAAUUUAAUUGCUUUUGGUGUCCCUGAAUCAAAUGCACCAGAACUCGGGAAUAGAAUUAGUGAAGACUUAAAGAACUUAUCUGAACUUAUUUCUUCUGUGGGAAUUUCUGCCCCUCCUGACAUUAAAGUCAUUAGGUUGGGAAGAAGAAAUGACCAUUCAUCUCGUCCACUUAAGAUUUUUCUAAAAAAUAAAUUAGCUGCAGUGGAGUUUCUAAAAUUAUUUAAUACUGCUAGUAAACGUUCCCCAAACAAUCAAGUUUUAAAGCUUGUUCGUGACAAGACACUACGUGAACGCGAGCAGCUUCGAUCUUGUCAUUCCGAAUUAGAUCGUCGAACGAAAAGUGGCGAAGCUGACCUUACUAUUUCAUACUUAAAUGGCGUCCCUACAGUUCUGAAAAGGAAAUCAAAAAACGGAUCUCAUUUUCUUCAAACCAAACACCGAACUUAAAUUCAC
Daktulosphaira vitifoliae (grape phylloxera) is the source of this 1021-nucleotide messenger RNA. RefSeq lists its product as uncharacterized. Lineage: Eukaryota; Metazoa; Arthropoda; Insecta; Hemiptera; Phylloxeridae. The record is from RefSeq and is a predicted model, not a curated record. Bases 215 to 1015 code for a protein of 266 amino acids. The transcript has 2 exons.